AUGCGUGUCCAUGGAAAUGUGUCGUUGGAGGUGUGUACGUGUGUACUCCGCAGAUUGGGUCUACAGAUCGGGCCUACAAUGCACGUUGUUUAUCCGCUAGGGUGCGGGGGGAGGGUUGGGGGCGAAGGGGAGCGCGGGCAGAGGCUCCUGGCCGGGCCCAGAGCAGUGGAAACUGUGGGAGUGAGUUAUAGCGGCAUGCGCGUGCUGGUGGCAGCACUUGCUGCGCUGCUGGCGCGUGCGCUAGCCAGUCCUCACGAGCAUAGAGCCAGGCAUCAUGCGCCGGACCACGCUCUUCACUUUUCUAUGCCCGCUCCGCCUCAACCCUAUCGCGGACACGGAGAGGCCGUACGUUACAAUCCAGAGCUAGACACGAUUCUCCCUCGUUUCGAUGAACAAGAAACAUCCUCGAAACGAGCAAAAUAUGCAGAUACGGAAUCGUCUUCUAAGCGAGCCAAUGAAGAAAGGUUCUAUUCUAAUCAUGAAAGGAUUGAAGAACUUAUGGCAGACGAACCCCAACUUGGCCCUGAACCCGAUGACCCAUUAAUCGUUCGUACUACUCACGGUAGAGUUAAAGGGAUAACACUUACUGCAGCAACAGGCAAAAAGGUGGAUGCCUGGUUUGGUAUACCUUAUGCUCAAAAACCUAUCGGAGAUCUCAGGUUUCGACAUCCAAGACCCAUAGAAAAAUGGGGUGAUGAGAUUCUUAAUACAACAGCACUGCCACACUCAUGCGUCCAGAUUAUAGAUACUGUGUUUGGAGAUUUUCCAGGUGCGAUGAUGUGGAAUCCUAAUACCGACAUGCAAGAGGAUUGCCUUUAUAUCAAUAUUGUGUCUCCACAACCACGCCCUGUAAAUGCUCCUGUAAUGUUGUGGGUCUUUGGAGGUGGAUUUUAUUCUGGUACGGCUACUUUAGAAGUUUACGAUCCAAAAAUACUUGUAUCCGAAGAAAAUAUUGUAUAUGUAACCAUGCAAUAUAGAGUGGCGUCUUUAGGGUUCUUGUUUUUUGAUACACCUGAUGUACCUGGCAAUGCUGGUUUAUUCGACCAACUUAUGGCCUUACAAUGGGUCAAAGACAACAUAGCCUACUUUGGCGGCAACCCUCAUAACAUAACUUUAUUUGGAGAAUCUGCUGGUGCUGUAUCAGUUUCCCUACAUCUAUUAUCCCCUCUGUCAAGAAAUUUAUUUUCUCAAGCUAUAAUGCAGUCUGGGGCGGCUACAGCUCCUUGGGCCAUAAUAUCAAGAGAGGAAAGUAUUUUACGUGGAUUGCGUUUGGCUGAAGCAGUUCAUUGCCCAAGCUCUAAAACGGAUACGGGUCCCAUGAUUAAUUGCUUAAGAAAAAAAAGUGCUGACGAACUGGUAAAUAAUGAAUGGGGAACGUUAGGAAUUUGUGACUUCCCUUUUGUUCCUAUUAUAGAUGGAUCAUUUUUGGACGAAAUGCCGAGAAAAUCAUUAGCCCAUCAAAACUUUAAGAAGACCAAUGUUCUCAUGGGAUCAAAUACUGAAGAGGGUUAUUACUUUAUCCUAUACUAUUUAACAGAACUGUUACCUAAAGAAGAAAAUGUCGGUAUUACUCGAGAACAAUAUUUGCAAGCCGUUCGAGAAUUAAAUCCUUUCGUGAAUGACGUUUCAAGACAAGCUAUUGUCUAUGAAUACACGGAUUGGCUUAAUCCAGAUGAUCCAGUAAAUAAUAAAAAUUCAUUAGAUAAAAUGGUCGGUGAUUACCACUUUGCUUGUGGGGUCAAUGAAUUUGCACAUCGCUAUGCAGAAACUGGUAACAAUGUUUACACUUAUUAUUACAAACAUCGCAGUAAGAAUAGUCCUUGGCCCUCAUGGACUGGGGUAUUACAUGGAGAUGAAAUCAAUUACGUUUUUGGUGAGCCACUUAAUCCUGGGAAAAAUUACUCUCCGGAAGAAAUUGAGUUUAGUAGGCGUUUGAUGAAAUAUUGGGCUAAUUUUGCGAAAACUGGAAAUCCAUCAAUGGACGAAAAAGGUGAGACGAUGAAAGAAUAUUGGCCUCCUUAUACGACUGGAGGCCGUGAAUAUCUAUCUCUUGAGGUAAACUCGAGUUCGGUGGGACAUGGUUUGAGAUUGAAGCAAUGCGUUUUCUGGCAAAAAUAUCUGCCCCAACUUAUGGCUGCCACUAAUAAACCUGAAACACCGAAAAAUUGUACCAAUACUGGAUUUUCAAGAAAACCUUCCCACGUGAUGCUCAGUUUGAGCUUAUUUUCUUUAACAGUCGUUAAGGCGGUUAACUAUAUUUAA
Molecule: messenger RNA, 2262 nt
Organism: Danaus chrysippus (African queen)
Lineage: Eukaryota; Metazoa; Arthropoda; Insecta; Lepidoptera; Nymphalidae
Source: the annotation of a GenBank genome assembly